AAAAUGGAUGCAGUGAGGAGAAACCCGGAUAUCUCUGUGGAUGAUCUCCAAUCAGAAUUCGACUACCAAAGUGAGGUUGAACGACGUAAGCGGAAACGAUCCGAUUUCAAUGAGAAGGACUGUAAUUCACUGAAAUCGGGACGGAAUGAAGCGCGAGCAUGGUUCCAAGAUGAGCACGGUCGUGUGCAUAGACAAAUGUCAAGAUUGAUGGUAAUGGACGCUUACUCCCGGCAUAAGGAAUUAAUAAAUUUGUACUACUUGUCUUACCCUGGAGCUACGAAUAUAAUGAAGCGGGACACAAGCAAAGACAGAACUGAUUACGAUGUGCUCAAGGAUAACCACAAAUUUUUGUGGAGCGAUAGUGACGAAGCUUCUCUACCAACGAGCUGGGAAGCUCGAAUGGCCAAGAAGUAUUACGACAAACUGUUCAAAGAGUACUGCAUCAUCGAUCUCACUUAUUUCAAGAAAAAUAAAAUCGCUAUGCGGUGGAGAACCGAGGCAGAGGUUCGUUCGGGGAAGGGCCAAUUCAUCUGUGCUUCAAAAAAGUGUCUUGUAAAUACGGACUUGUCGAGCUGGGAGGUAAAUUUCUGCUACAGUGAAAAUGACGAGAAGAAGAAUGCUCUUGUUAAAGUAAGGUUAUGUCGGCAGUGCUCAGAGAUGCUCAAUUAUGGUUCCCAGAAAAGAAGAGUAGAUAAGAAAAGGAAUGUUAAGAAGGUGAAGGCGACUACUCAGUCUUCUGAUCAAAGUAGCAAGAAUAGAGAACCGUUGGAUAACGACAAAGUGGCAAAAGAUGGUAGGUUUACUAAUUAUAUCUCACUUCCUCAUGUUAUAAAAUUGUACCUACUAUUUCAAUGA
This is a messenger RNA of Angiostrongylus costaricensis, 855 nucleotides long. NCBI's taxonomy places the organism in Eukaryota, Metazoa, Nematoda, Chromadorea, Rhabditida, Metastrongylidae. The record is from the annotation of a GenBank genome assembly.